CUGUUAGACUUCUGUGUCUUCUCUCCCAAACGCAUACCAAAUCAAAUCUUCGCAAUUUCAGCUGGAUCUGCUAUUCCGAUAGCGGAUCUGAAGGGUAAUGACAACUACUCAAGGCAGGAAAAGCUGUUAAGAAACAAGCUCGCGUCACUCUAUCGACUCGUAGAUUUAUUUCAGUGGUCUCAAGGGAUCUACAAUCACAUCACGCUACGUCUACCGAAUGAUGAUGACCAUAUCUUGGUGAAUCCAUUUGGUUUGCUGUACCACGAAAUCACCGCUAGCAGCCUAGUCAAAGUGAACCUGCAGGGUGAAAUUGUCGACCCUGGAACUACAAAGCUAGGAAUAAAUCAGAAUGGUUUAAUGCUGCAUUCGGCAAUACAUUCAGCACGAUCGGAUGUGCGAUGUAUUCUGCAUAUGCACACAGCGGUGGUGUCGGCAGUUGCCAGCAUGAAAUGUGGUCUGCUCCCCCUCUGCCAAGAAGCGAUGGUCAUUGGACCAGUCGCGUACCACGACUAUCAGUUUGUGUGA
This is a messenger RNA of Cylicostephanus goldi, 525 nucleotides long. The record is from the annotation of a GenBank genome assembly. NCBI's taxonomy places the organism in Eukaryota, Metazoa, Nematoda, Chromadorea, Rhabditida, Strongylidae.